Monopterus albus (swamp eel) is the source of this 11060-nucleotide messenger RNA. It is a transcript of the gene piezo2b, whose product is annotated as piezo-type mechanosensitive ion channel component 2b. Gene Ontology annotation, cellular component: membrane. The record is from RefSeq and is a predicted model, not a curated record. The transcript has 56 exons. Gene Ontology annotation, molecular function: mechanosensitive monoatomic ion channel activity. NCBI's taxonomy places the organism in Eukaryota, Metazoa, Chordata, Actinopteri, Synbranchiformes, Synbranchidae. The coding region runs from base 578 to 9610 and encodes 3010 amino acids.
CAUCCUGUAGACUCUUGUUGGCGAAUACAGUCCACACCAGAAGUCAGAAAGUCAAAAUUUCACCAAGGGGACACCAGGAGAAGGGUAGAGUUUUUCCUGGUUAUUGUGAGCGCUCUUAUCACGUUUCAUAGUGAGGUUUUUUGACUUUUUAAUACGUUUCUCGUUCAUGUGGUUUCGUAGUAAACAAAAGAGGGGGGGUUAAUUGGACUUGAAGACUUGUUGGCUCCUUUCUGUGGUAUUUUUGCGUGCUGUGCCAGCGCAGCUGUUGGCGCACCUGAGUCCGCUAUCCACUUUGUGCAGCGUGAGCAUGACUUUAACGCAUCUGAGCAACUAAACUAUGGUGGUCACAUUGCUUGGUGGUGACAUGCCCGCUGUAGUGAGUCUUGAUCAAAGCGCAGUCUCUCACUGUGGAACCGGAGUCCAGGUGUCACCAGGAAGAGCUGAUGUGGCUGUUUGGAGCACAAGUUUGAUGCCAGCUGGGAUUUGACAGAGCGCAGGAGAUUGGGAUGCAAGAGAAACCUUAGAGAGACAAUCCUCGGCUACUUUUACCUGGAUUCAGCACGGGUUGCCCAGAGCCAUGGCCUCUGAGGUGGUGUGCGGGCUGGUCUUCAGGUUACUGCUGCCAGUGUGUCUUGCAGCUGCUUGCCUAUUCAGGUACAACGCCCUGUCCUUCGUCUACCUCAUCUAUCUCCUGCUUAUUCCACUCUUCGCAGAGCCAACAAGCACAACGAUGCAGGGCCACACAGGGCGUCUGCUGCAGUCUCUCUGCUUCACCAGUAUGUCCUUCCUGCUGCUCCAAAUCAUCUAUCAGAUUACCAUCAACAGCCUUCCGACCAGGAACUCCAUCGCCUCCAACAUCACCUCCGACUUCAACUGUUCCACGUGGGAGAAAUCCAUUAGGCAAAUUGGCUUUGAGAGCGUGAUCGGGGCAGAUGCGGGGAACGGCAUCCGAGUGUUCAUCCCUGACAUCGGCAUGUUCAUGGUCGGCUUGGUCAUCUGGCUGCUGUGUCGCAGCCUGGUCCAGAAGAGGCCGCCUGAGGACAUGGCCCAGUACAACGCUGACUUUGAAGCAGAGGAACAAGAAGAAGAGGAGAAGCUGAGCCUAGACGACAACAUCCUGCUAGAGGAGGACUUGGAAGCGGGGUACGAGGCUGAGGAGGAUGAGGAGGAUGAGGGGCUGGAUGAGGAGGAGGAAGAAGAGGAGGAGGAGGAGGAGGAGGAGGAGGAGGAAGUGAAAGUGAGCACCAAGAUGAGAAUCCUGCUGCUUGUGGCCCAAGUUGCAUCCAAAGUGAAGGAGAUAAUCGGGAACUUGAUCACCACUGCGGGGAAGGUGGUGGUCACUGUCUUGUUGGGCAUGACAGGCAUGAUGCUGCCUUCGUUGACCUCGGCUGUUUACUUCUUUACCUUCCUGUUUCUGUGCACCUGGUGGUCCCUCUGCCGGACCUUCGACACACUCAUCUUCAGCUGCAUGUGCGUCCUGAUGGCCAUCUUCAGUGCCGGGCACCUCAUCGUACUCUACUUUUACCAGUUCCAGUUCUUCCAGGAGUCCAUCCCAUCAGAGGACAGCUACAUCAGUGUGUUUGGCAUCUCCCCCAUUGUUCAGAGCAACUGCUCCUACACAUGGAAGCUCAUUGUGCACCCAGAGCGUAAGUGGUACCACUUUGUGAAUCCCAUCAUGCUGCUGAUUCUCUACUACACCCUGGCCACGCUCAUCCGCCUCUGGCUGCAGGAACCCAUCGACCAGCUGACGGACCACAAGGACGGUGAUAUGUGUGAGGAGGAGGAGCUGGUUGAAAACAGAGUGAAUAACUCGGCCAACAGGAAGAGGAAGCUGUGGUGGGGGUCACGGCGGGGCACAGACGAGAAAAACCUCAUCUCCACCCUGGAUGGCAUCAGUACAACUGAGGCUGUGCCCACCCCAAAUGGGACGUCCUUUGACUUUGUCACAACUGAGAAUGGACCGGUCUGUCUGGAUUUGUACUCCAUCCCCCAGUAUAAAAUGGACCAACCCAGUGACGGUAGAGUGAAGAAGGAAGAGUGUGUGUACGAAGUCAGUUUGCCCCCGGAGGAGUCAGCGUUGGAGGGAAGCGAAGACAAGUCUGAGGGAGGAGAGGAUGGGAUGACAAAACGAGGAGUCGGCACGAUGGUCAAAGUCUUCCGCUUCAUCAUGAAACAGAGCUACAUCUGUGCUCUCAUAGCCAUGAUGGCAUGGAGCAUCACGUAUAUCAGCUGGCUGACGUUCGUUUUCCUCAUCUGGUCUUGCAUACUGUGGAUGGUGAGGGACCGGAGGCGUUACGCCAUGCUGUCUUCUCCCUUCAUGGUGGCAUAUGGCAACCUGCUGAUAGUUCUGCAGUACAUUUGGAGUUUUGAGAACAUGCCUGCAAUCUCAGGGCUCUUUCUCAAGAAGAAUAACCCUUUCCAUUCACUUUCAUCCAAGGUCCUGUGUCUGCUGAGCUUCUGGCUGCUACUGAGACAAAGGCUUACAGAGAGACAAGAAAAAAAAAAGGAAGACAGCGCUGGUCUCUCAGAUGUUCAUGUGGAGGAUCAGAAAGAAAAGGAGGAGGAGAAGCCUGAGGAGGGAGGGGAGCAGGACAUCAUGCAUGUUCUGGGCAACAUGGUCCUGGCUCUGCUGGUGAAAUACUGGAUCUACAUCUGUGGGGGCAUGUUCUUCUUCGUCAGCUUCGAAGGAAACAUCGUCAUGUACAAGAUCAUCUACAUGAUAAUGUUCCUCUCCUGUGUGGCGCUCUACCAGGUGCACUAUGAAUGGUGGCGAAGGAUCCUGAAGUACUUCUGGAUGUCAGUGGUGAUGUACACCAUGCUGGUCCUCACCCUGGUUUACACCUUUCAGUUCGAAAGCUCAUUGGAUUUCUGGGAAAAAACGUUGGGCAUGAAAGAAGACAGUUUGAAAGACCUGGGUCUGGAAAAGGAGGAAGAUGUGGCCAAACUGUUCAUUAUGAUUUUCAUCCCCACGUCCUUCCUGCUGGUGUGUGUUCUCCACCUGCACUACUUCCACGACCGCUUUCUGCAGCUCACCGACCUCCAGGCAGUGGUGGCCAAGGAGGAGAGCACUAUCUACAGCCAUGCUAAAGUCAGUGGGCGUGUCUAUCUGAUCAUGAAUAGGCUGGUGAACCAGGACGGCAGCCUGGCUGACCUCACCAUGCUCAGCGCCAGCUCAGUGGACACCAGUCUGCCCAGAGAGGAGGAGGAGGAGAAGCAGGAGGAGCAGGGGGAGUGGGGGACAGAGAAGGAGAAGGAGCAGGCCCUGGUGGUGGUGAUAGAUGAUAUCGAUACCACUGGCGAGAAGCCUGGGAGCCUCUCUGACCCGCGGCAGUCCAGCACAGAGGAGAGCCACCAGUGCAGCGCGGGGACUGAGCCAGAGCCCAGCACAGAGGAGAGCUCAGAUCUGAAGAAUAAAUGGCACCUAGUGGUCGACCGUCUGACGGUGCUCUUCCUCAAGUUCCUGGAGUAUUUCCACAAACUGCAGCUGUUCAUCUGGUGGUUACUGGAGAUCCACAUCAUCAAGAUUGUGCCCUGCUACAUCGUUUUGGUCUGUGUCAAAGAGGGAGAGGUGUCUUUGUUAAACUAUGUAUUUCUGGCAUCCUGGGCCUUCGCACUGCCCUACAGCCGGUAUCGGCCCCUUGCCUCCAGUGUUUGCACCGUGUGGACGUGUGUCGUCAUCGUAUGUAAAAUGUUGUACCAGUUGAAGUCUAUAGAACCCAAUGAAUACUCUAAGAACUGCUCUAUGGUGAGUAUUCACAAUAAACACUCUAAGAACUGCUCUAUGCCGGAGGGCUACUGGGGCGACCAGAAGAAGUAUAUGUCUGAGAAGUCUCUGCUGUAUAAGGGACAAGUGGAUCCAGCCAACUGGGUGGGCUUGAAAAAGUUUGGUGACCUGCUGGGCUACCUCAGGAACAACCUCUUGAUGUUGGCUCUCUUAGCAUUUGAGGUGACCAUCUACCGCCAUCAGGAAUACUUCAGACUGAGGAACAAACUGUCGCCUCCCGCUGCCCGAAUUAUCUUCCAUGAUAUCACAAGGCAGCACCUGGACAUUGGCAUCAUCAGCUUCAUCAAAUAUUUCAUCAAUUACUUCUUCUACAAGUUUGGACUUGAGACGUGCCUGCUGUUGGGGGUCAACGUCAUUGGGCAGCGUAUGGACUUCUAUGCCAUGCUCCAUGCAUUCGCCCUGAUAGCCGUCAUGUAUAGGCGAAGGAGGAAAGCCAUCGCUGAAAUCUGGCCCAAGUACUGCUGCUUCCUGGCCUGCAUGCUCACCUUCGAGUACUUUGUCUGCAUCGGUAUCCCUCCUGCAGCCUGUAAAGACUAUCCCUGGAGGUUUCCCAAUUCUACUACAAACUCCAAUGUGGUCAAGUGGCUCUAUGUUCCAGAUUUCAUCACCAAGCCCAGUUCAUCCUUUCUCAUCUAUGACUUCAUGUUGCUGCUCUGUGCCUCUCUUCAGAGACAGAUCUUUGAUGACGAGAACAAGGCGGCUGUCCGUAUUAUGGCUGGAGACAAUGUGGAGAUCUGCAGAGACCUGGACGCAGCCACCUUCAGCGUCCACAACCCGGUUCCCGACUUCAUCCACUGCAGGUCCUACCUUGACAUGCUGAAGGUCAUCAUGUUCAACUACCUGUUCUGGUUUGUCCUUACCAUCAUCUUCAUCACGGGAACCACGCGGAUCAGCGUCUUCUGUAUGGGAUACCUGGUGGCCUGCUUCUACUUCCUGCUCUUCGGUGGCGAGCUGCUGCUGAAGCCGAUCAAAAAGAUCCUGCACUAUUGGGACUUUCUGAUCGCUUACAACAUCUUUGUAAUCACCAUGAAGAACAUUUUGUCGAUCCUAGCCUGUGGUUACAUCGAAUCUCUGAUCAAGAACCAGUGCUGGUUAAUCCAGUUGUUCAGUCUGGCAUGCACCAUUAAGGAAUACAAUACACCCGUCGACGAUGAUAACUGUCUGCUGCCCAAAGAUGAGGCCGGGAUCAUCUGGGACAGCAUCUGCUUCGCCUUUCUGCUGCUGCAGAGACGAGUGUUCAUGAGCUAUUAUUUCCUCCACGUGGUAGCCGAUAUCAGAGCAUCACAGAUCCUCGCGUCCAGGGGAGCCGAGCUUUUCCAGGCCACGAUAGUGAAGGCAGUGAGGGCCAGACUGGAGGAGGAGCGCAAGUCUGUGGAGCAGCUGAAGAGACAGAUGGAGCGCAUUAAGGUGAGGCAGCAAAAGUUUAAGAGGGGCAAGGAGAAGAUGCUAAGCAUGGUACAGGAGUCUGGAGACGGACAGACCCUGGUUCGGCCUGAAGAUGAUGAUGAUGAUGAUGGAGCACAGCGAGUGAAAUCCAAGACCAAAAAAAAGCAGUGGUGGAGGCCGUGGGUUGACCAUGCUUCCAUGGUCAGAAGUGGAGACUAUUACUUGUUUGAAACUGACAGUGAAGAGGAGGAGGAAGAGGAGAAAACAGAUGAGGAGCUUCCAAAGAAGUCGGCAUUUCAGCGAGCAAUCGGGAAGUUUGUCUCUGCUGUUUUCGCUUUGCCCAAGUCUGUCAUUAGGCUGCCUAAAACUGUUCUGCAGUAUGUAAUCAAGGCAGGCAAGUUUUUCUACCACGCCUGGAUCACAGACCCCAAAGCUGCUCUGAAGGCAAGAGGCAAAGAGAAGCGCAAAUUUUGGAAAAAAUAUACCAGAAUUAGACACAGGAAAAGCAAGAAAGAUGCAGGUCAUGUGGCCAUAGAGGUCAAUGAGCUGUCUGAUGACCAAGACAAAGGAGAGGAGAAUUCUGAUGGCCCUGACAACAUCAUUAAGCGAGUGUUCAACAUCAUCAAGUUCACCUGGGUGCUCUUCCAGACGACAGUGGACAGCUUCACCAAGUGGAUGAAUGACGUGUGCAGAGAGUAUAUCGACAUCUCCACUGUUCUGCGUAUAGAGCGCUGCAUGCUGACCAGAGAGGUCAAAAAGGGUAAUGUGCCGUCCAGAGAGAGCAUCCACGUCUACUACCAGAAGGCCAUGAGGCUCAACAUGUCCAGGCAUGCCAGCAUGGAUCAGCUCAGCGAUGAUGAGUCGGCCUCCGGCUCAAGCAGGGCCAGAAGGAGGCGAGGAGGCUACCGCAUGGGGAGCCAGGACUCCACGGCCUCCAGAGACAGCAUGUCCAGUGCCUUCACUGAGGCCACCACCCUGUUUUCUCGUCAAUCCACACUGGAAGACCUCGAUGGAAUGCCAGAGUGCAUUCCCAAAACCAGCGAGCGUGCCAGGCCCAAACUGCGUAAGAUGUACGGCCUGGACAUGUCCACUUCAUCAAUGGACAGUGGCAGCAGCAUCAUAUCCAGUGAAGCGACCCAAUGUGUCACGCUGUACUCCAGACAGGGCACCACAGACACCAUAGAAGAAGCGGAGGAUGAGCAGGAUCAAGGGGAGGAUGUGCCACAAGUACCCUGGCAAUUCCAGCGGCUGGAUGAGAGUCAAGGGACUGAAGGUGGGCCCUGGAGUGACACAGAGCCCAGGGAGAUACAGGAGGAGGAGGGUGAGGGACUGGAGGGGCUGGGGGCUGAAGAGGCUGAGGAGGAAUUACAGGUACCAACGGACCAGGAGAGAGAAGAGAGAGGAGAGGCUCCAUGGGAGUCUUUUGGCCCAGAUGAGGGGCCCUCUCUCAGGCUGGAGGUGGCAGGGUGUGCCCCUUCUGCUCAGGAGAAGGACUUCAUCACUGAGAGUGAAGAUGGAGGAGGGCAGCAGGAUUUGAUGCAGACAGAGGGUCAAGCGGGGCUGCCCUACACCCCGGACACAGAUACUUCCAAAACAUCUGAUGCUGAUGUGCCUCCCAGCUACAGCAAGGCAGUCAGCUUUGACCGCCUGGACAUUAGCGAUGACGAGAGUGACACGGACAGGAAGAGGCGCAUGGUUAUGACCUCUGACAGCCGCUCAGACAGCAGGUCCGACAUCAUGUUGCCCUCUAUGACCACUGAGCUGACUGCCAGCGAACUUCUGCUCAACAAGAUGUUUUAUGAUGAGGAGCUGGACCAGUCAGAUAAAUUCUACCAAAACCAGCCCCUGAUCCUCCAGCUCUGCUACGCCCUCUACAACAUGCUGGUGGCUCACUCAGAAAUGGUGUGCUACCUGGUUAUCAUCAUUAACCACAUGGUGUCGGCCUCCUGCGCCACCCUGGUCCUUCCCAUCACCAUUUUCCUCUGGGCCAUGCUGUCAGUGCCCCGACCCAGCAAGCGCUACUGGAUGACCGCCAUCGUCUAUACCGAGGUCACCAUCGUCAUCAAGUACUUCUUCCAGUUCGGCUUCUUCCCUUUCAACAAGAAUUAUCAGAUUUACGAAAACAAACAUGAUCAUCCACCCAACAUCAUCGGUGUGGCGAAGAAGGAUGGUUACGUCCAUUAUGACCUGGUGCAGUUACUGGCUCUCUUCUUUCACAGAUCCAUUCUGAAGUGCCACGGCCUGUGGGAUGAGGAUGACCCCAAAGAAAAGAAAGAGCCUCCCUAUCAGAGCGAGUCUGAAGAUGAGGGAAAAGACAAGGAGGAGAGUGAGAAGGAGUCUGAACCUGCCUCCUCACUAAACAGUGAGAGGAGGGAGUCCCCUCACACCUUGAGGUCCAUAAACUUUGGGACCUCCAUAGAUUCAGGACCUGUCCAGGUGCACUUCCCACAACAGCAGACCUACCAGCGUCGCAAGAGUUCCAGCGGAGGGUCGCAUGUUUCGCACCGAUCUCACCACUCUUCUAUAAGGUCUAAAAGAGGAAGUACUGCUUCCCACAACAGCAGCCGCAAGGAUGGCAGCGAGGCUGGCAUCCAUCAGAGGACCCGCAAACAGAUGAUAGUGGAGAAGUUGAGAGAGCAGCUGUAUAAAGGAAAAGCUUUCCUCAUAAAGCGGUUCAUGGAGAUCUACCUUCCAAUGCGGCAGUUCUUCUAUAACCUGAUCCACCCAGAGUACAGUGCAGUAACAGAUGUCUACGUGCUGAUGUUCCUCGCUGACACCGUUGACUUCAUCAUCAUAGUGUUUGGAUUCUGGGCAUUUGGUAAAAACACAGCGGCAGAUAUCACUUCGUCUCUGUCUGAGGAUCGGGUUCCAGGAGCCUUCCUGGUCAUGGUCCUGAUCCAGUUUGGCACCAUGGUGGUGGACCGGGCCCUCUACCUCAGAAAGUCUGUAUUGGGAAAGGUCAUCUUCCAGGUCAUCCUGGUUUUUGGUAUCCACGUCUGGAUGUUCUUUAUCCUGCCAGGAGUCACAGAGAAGCGCUUUAAUAAGAACACGGUCGCUCAGAUGUGGUAUUUUGUCAAGUGCAUCUACUUCGGGCUCUCAGCAUAUCAGAUCCGCUGUGGUUAUCCCACCCGUGUUCUGGGCAACUUCCUCACCAAGAGCUACAAUUACGUCAACCUCUUCCUGUUUCAAGGGUUCCGCCUGGUGCCGUUCCUGACAGAGCUGCGAGCCGUGAUGGACUGGGUUUGGACUGACACCUCGCUGUCUCUGUCCAGCUGGAUCUGUGUGGAGGACAUCUAUGCUCACAUCUUCAUCCUCAAAUGCUGGAGAGAGUCUGAGAAGAGGUACCCCCAGCCACGAGGCCAGAAGAAGAAGAAAGUGGUGAAGUAUGGGAUGGGAGGGAUGAUUGUGGUGCUGCUGAUUUGCAUCGUCUGGUUCCCGCUGCUUUUCAUGUCUCUUGUAAAGUCUGUAGCUGGAGUGGUCAACCCACCUCUGGAUGUCUCGUUUGAAAUCACCCUGGCUGGCUUUCAGCCCAUCUUCACCAUGAGUGCUCAGCAAAAACAAUUGCAGAAUGUCUCAGCAGCUGCUUUUACAAUGUUUGUGAAGAAUUAUAAGGAUAACAAUGAAGCCAAGCAGUGGCUGGACAGCUACGCGGCAGAGGAUUUGAUUAUCGCCGAGCUGAAAGGCAGCUCCAACUCUUUGUGGACGAUCAGCCCACCCAGCAGAAACACCCUGAUAGAGAUGUUGAAAGGAGAAGACUUCCCCAUCACCGUGUCCUGGUCUGUGCAAAGAAACGCCAGUCUUGGUGCCAAGUCAGAAACAGUGUCUGGAAAACGAGUGACGUCUCUAGACAAAGACACAAAGGAAAAUCUCAGCAAGCUGCUAAAGGGGACAGAUAGAAAGUCAGAAGUGACCCUAAAAGAGAUCUUCCCUCGUUACAUUCAAGCCCCGAGCAGCGGAGAUGCCAAGCCUGUCGAGCAGCUUCAUAAAGAUAAGAAGUUGUUGGACAUAACCCUGGCCUUGAACAGUGCUGGGAGUGUCUCGAAUCAAACACAGGAGUGGUGGAUCGUCAGCCAGACAGAGCCGGGCCCCAUAGAAAUAAAGACUCAAAAAUGCGAUCCAUGUCUGGAGGUCUAUGUGUUCAGUGACAAGGUCAGCCCGCCCAGUCUGGGCUUUCUGGCUGGAUACGGGAUCAUGGGCCUGUAUGCCUCUGUGGUUCUGGUCAUCGGCAAGUUUGUGCGCGAGUUCUUCAGUGGCAUUUCUCACACCAUCAUGUUCGAAGAGCUGCCCAAUGUGGACCGCAUCCUCAAGCUGUGCACCGACAUCUUCCUGGUCCGAGAGACGGGGGAGCUGGACCUAGAGGAGGACAUGUACGCCAAGCUCAUCUUCCUUUACCGCUCACCAGAGACUAUGAUCAAGUGGACCCGGGAGAAAACUCAGUGAAGGGAUGUUAACUGAAGAAACUGAGACACCCAAUAGUCACCCUGUCGGUGUGAGCAGCUAUUUCAUGUCCUACAUGUUGACUUGCUGAGGGAGCACAAACAGCUGCAGACCAGCUGGGUCCUCUGCAGCUGAGCUCUGGUGGUAGUGAAACAGUGUUAGCUCCACACAAAUUAUAAACUGGUAUUUUUUACUCUUUAGUGAUGAAAAACAAUGACGACAAAUGAGCACAAAUUUGUUGGUGCUGUAUUUCUCUUGGGAAACCUGGCUCAGUUUGGCAUCCAGUGGAACAAAAUAAGCAGAGAAGUCUUUUAAGAUGUUUCCUAAGAUAUAAAAAGUCCUGUCCAUAAGGUGAAAGUUAGACUUUAAAACACCCCUCAAUGCUCUUCAUGCCUGUCGUCUUACAUUUUCCCAACCUCACAGGAGGCAGAGAGAAGCUCAAACUGGCUGCAGCUUUACUUUUUAAGGGCUUCCCAUCAACAAAUAAUUGCGCCACAUGAGCACAAUCUCAUAUUUUCUCCAAUGGGAACACUUGGAUUGUGGGACUGUGCAAUACUGAGCUCUCGUUCCUCUGAGUUUUUGGAUUGAUAUGGACUGAAAGAAGAGGCUGGUUCUGAGCUUAGACACUUGAACAGAAAUUUCACCUUUUUUGUUUUUUAAAAACAUCAGAGGCCACAUGGCAGAAAACAUGAUCAGAUCAUCUUUACUUGCCUUAUUUUGUUUGUAUAAGAAGAACUGAAACUCUUAUCAAUUACAUAUCUUUCUCAGGAAGAGCUGUUUUCAUAGCUGUUAAUUGUAUGAGAUAGUUACAAUAUGUAUGCUUUGAUGGAUCUAAAAAAAAAGAGAUUGUAGAGAAGACGAGAAGCAUUUAAAUGGCAUGAAAUAUACUGUAACGUGGACAUUGUUCAGAUGGACUGAUACAGAGUAGGUUUACUGCACAGGGACACAGUUAAAGGCUGUAUUAAGAAAGUACAUUUGUCACUGUGGACUUGUCCUCACAGAGAAUGAGAUAAUUGCCAAUCAUCCACUUUCUGAAUCAUCUACAGGUUGGCUCGAGUCGAGACCAGCAGGGGGCUGUUUCUGAAUCAGGGUAACGUGCAUUAGGUGGUAGACUCUUGCACAUCACUUGUGAACCUCUCGUUGUUUUUAACCUUUACCCUCAUGAACGCUGUGGCGCCCACAGCUGUGCAUUCAGUCACCAAAGAAGAAACAAAAUGAUUCUUCACAUGAAGGGCUGAGACAUGAAGCCCUUUGGUCCAAACUAUGCAUUAGAGGACAUUGUAGCAUGAAAGAGAAACUUCAUUAUUGCCAUGACUCAUUUUCAUUACAUGUACAUACAAGAUUAAUGGAACAGGACAUGGUGGAAUGAAAUGUGAAACUGUACCUGUAUGUUAAGGUAGUGUGGUAUGAUAGAGGUCUAGAGAGCUGUGAAUAAAACAUCUGGAAGUGUGGA